Acipenser ruthenus (sterlet) is the source of this 1215-nucleotide messenger RNA. It is a transcript of the gene cenpq, whose product is annotated as centromere protein Q. The transcript is spliced from 9 exons. The record is from RefSeq and is a predicted model, not a curated record. Lineage: Eukaryota; Metazoa; Chordata; Actinopteri; Acipenseriformes; Acipenseridae. Bases 120 to 881 code for a protein of 253 amino acids.
AAAGAUGGCUACCACGGCGUCACUAUAUCCGGUGGCGGUUCGCGCGAGAUAAUUUCUUCCGCGGCUUUUAUUAUUUUAUUUUGAAAGUUGCCACCGGAGCUGGUUGAAGUGGAGUCGGGAUGAAACGUAGCCGUAACACUGCGACAGGCAAGUCUGGAAAACAGAGCCAUAAAAGAAAGAGCUCUCGGGAGGAUGCAGAACCUGCCAAGAAGAAACAACAAACUGGCCCAGCACCAAGGACAGGGGCACCUCCUGGUGGAAAGAAAAUGGUGAAAGUCUCUGCGAAGUGGAAGCCUCUGUCUCAAAGUUCCCUGGAUUACCUGAGCACUACCUUCAGCAUGUCCAUACUUUCAAUUUUGGCUGGUAAAGGAAAAGAAAAGGAAGAGAUUCAGAGGCAUCUAAAUAUCAUUAAGGACAGGUUUCUGGCUCAGUGUGCAAAGCUUAAGGUUCCUCCAGGGAAGUUUGUGGACAUCGGCCGUGUUCGACACCUGCAUUUGACUGAGAAACGGAAGACAACUGCUGGGGAGACAAGUCUCCACUCCCUAGAGCAUGAAGUGGGUAAGAUAAGUGAUAUGCUGGAAAAAACCGAUGUGGAAAUUGAGAAUUUUGAUGAGAAAAUACGGAUUUUGAGUAACCAGCUAGAAGAGGCAGAAACUGAGUCCCAAGAGCUUUUACAGAGAUGUGAAAAGGAUGUUUUGCACCUUCCACGCCUACCUGACAGCGGGUUUACAGGGUUGAUUCAACAGGAGGAGAUGUUAAAGAUCCCAGACCCUCAAGCGGCUCUCCAGGACGUGCUUGCGAUUCAAAGCAGCAAAGAGAUGCAGAACAUGCUGGCUUUCCUGGAGCAGGCACACUCGCAGGCUGAUGAUCUGUGGCCCUAACCAGGAUGCAUCUGCAGAUACAGAACAGGUGCUCAGGGCUCUGGUCACUGGUGUGAACGCUGCUGACUACUGGAGGAUUUCUCAUUCCUGAUGACUUGCCACCACACAAAGCUCCUCUGCUGACAGACCCUGACCUGAGGACUAAAUCACCAAGCCUGAACUGCACUGUAUAUAGUUUUCUAACAGCUAGUAAUGAUUAAUAAAUAAUCUUUAGAUAUAUUUCUGGCUGAUGCAUUUUUGCUUUUCUGACUUGUAUUAUUAUUAUUUGUAACCUGCUAAAUCUUUCACAUGUAUGUUUAUAUUCUCAAAUAAAUGUUUCAUGAUGAACAAAUUA